Molecule: messenger RNA, 1915 nt
Organism: Poecile atricapillus (Black-capped chickadee)
Lineage: Eukaryota; Metazoa; Chordata; Aves; Passeriformes; Paridae
Product: mas-related G-protein coupled receptor member D-like
Exons: 3
Coding region: 675-1499 (274 amino acids)
Source: RefSeq, a predicted model, not a curated record
GUGUAUGCAUGUGGGGGUGGGCUCGCUAAGAUUCUGUAAGGCCAGUUACUGCCGGGGGCGGUGAGCCUCUGGCCGUGGCUGAGCUGUCCUUUUAACUUAGUUCGUCCCUUGUUGUAGUUUAUUAAACUUUUUAAAAUUCUAAGAAGUGAGGCGUCGUUUCUCACAACAAAGAAUUAGACCACUUGAUUUGUAGGGGGGGUGGAGAAAGUCAAGAUGAAUAACCCCGAGGCUGUGGAACUCUGACGGAGCCAAAGUUGUAAAAUCACUUCCGACUGCCUGCGACCCCAGGGAGCCUUGGGAAUUAACAGCGGGACAGGAAUGGGGAGCUCCUGGUGAUCUGGGCACUUUCUCCUUCAUGUUACUGACCUGGGAGGAGCCGCUUUAGGAUAUGGAUCCCAAAGGAGCAAGAAGAACCAGGAAGCGCUGCUGAUCUGGACAGACCCCCUUUGCCUGCUGCUGCCCCACAGUGAACAGUAUACAGAUUCCAAAGGAGCAAGAAGUACCAGGAAGUGCCGCUGAUCUGGACAGACCCCCUUUGCCUGCUGCUGCCCCACAGUGAACAGGGAGCCAGUGAGGAGCUGCAUUGUCCAUCCCCGGAUUCUCCAAGCACUGACUUCCCAUCCACUCUCAUCACAGCUGGGGGCCACAUCCCACCGCCUGCCCAGUGUCCAUCCAUGGAGGUGAGCACUGUGUCCGUGCCUCCCGCCUCAGCCAUGGAAGGAGGUGAUCUGUGUGAAAUCAGUGUCAUCAACAUGGUCAUACACAAUGUGGCACUGUUCAUCUGCCUCUGUGGGCUGUUUGGGAACGUGCCUGUCUUCUGGAUAUUCAGCGUCAGAAGUUGCACCGACUUGCUGGCUGAUCUGACUACCACUGACUCCCUCUUCCUCUUCUUUGCGGUCCCCUACACCCUGCUCUGCCUGGUGAAUGACGUGUUCUGCUCCGCUUUGGUGCCCCUGAGGUACUUGAACUUGCUUUUCCAGCUGUCACUGUUUGUCUACCACACAGAGCUGUUAUGGCUGAUGAUCACCAACAUCAAGAGGUACUGGCCCAUCAGCUUCAUAUUCUGGCGCCACGUCUACCAAUACUUGAGCGAGUUGUGCAUGAUGAUAAGACCCCUGCACUGGGCCUUUUUCUAUGCUGUCAUUGAUGUCAUUCUAAUAGCAUAUUUCCCACGCCUUUCCCAAGUGAAAUGCCAGCUGGUUCGCAUGUCCUUGGACAUCCUCAACCACCUCCUCUUUGCUGCACCCUGGGUCAUUUCCACUGCAAUCCUCUACGUUAUGGUCGUUUUGCACCCCCCACAGGAGAAACCCUCUAGUCUCGAACGCAUUAUCUUCUUCUCUGCACUCUACUCCUUCCCCAUCAGCCUCUCCAAUUUCAUGGGGCACCUUGGCUACACUGUGGUGUCCUCUCAGGUGGUUUUCCUGUUCACCUGCAUCCAGACCAGCAUCAAACCCUUCAUCUACUUCUGGGUGUGGUGGGUUGAGUACAGCAUAGUAUGAUGCCGCUCCAUGUCCCUCUGGCUCUUCUUCCAGAGGGUUUUUGAGAAGCUGAAAGUCAACAUUGCCAGCAGCAAUGAUGCCACCAUGGACACAGCUGUCCCAGACUGUUGAUCCCCUCCACUACACUGAUGAAGGACCAGGACAGUUUCUGAGAAUCUCCUUGAGCCACUGGAUUAAUAAAUAUCCACGGGAUCACCCUCCCCUGCUGUAUUAUUGCAAGAGAGGGGAGCAGGGGCAUGUGGGACAGAUGUCCUGCAUGGAGCACACUGGAGUAUGGCUUUCAUCCUCCCUCACAGAUCCUAGAACACUACUCUGCCAGAGUGAUCCAGACAGCUGUGAUGCCAGAAUUCCCCCUGGCACCUGGUUCCUGCAUCCUACUGUGGUCCGAUAUCAAUAAACAGCUUUGUUAACGCUGA